AUGUCAGAGAAGAUAAGGUUUCUUGAGGAUAUUUUACAAGAGAGUGGAGGAUUUGGAUGUGGACAUGUUAAUGAAGCAUAUCUGGAAGAAGAAUUUCAAGAAUCUGAGUAUAAUGAGGAGGAAUCUGGUGGUGAUGAGGUUGAAUCUGAUAGUGAAGAGGAUUUAUGUGAUGAGGAUGAACAAGAUUUUGAUGUUAAUAAAGUUAGUGAUGUGGAGGUGUAUGAAAGUAAAAUUUCAUGUAUGUAUCAGAAGAUGGAGGAUUUGAAAAAGGAUCUUGUUGUAAAGACAAAUGAGGGAGUGUUGAAGUUUCCUCAAAGUAAAAAUUUGAAGAAUUGGAAAUUAUUAUUUCAUGUUGAAGAUUUAAGCACAGAAACUUUUGAUUUCUAUUAUGUUUCACAAAAAUAUAAAGAACUGAUAUUAACACCUGGUUUUGUUCAAGUUAAUGAUGAAGAUUAUGGGAAUGAUUUUCUUAAUGAUGAUGAAAAUGUUGAAGAUUAUGAUCAAGGGAAAUGUUCUGGUGGUCAGGGGGAUGGAAGUGGUCCACAUGAGGGCAAUAUUGGUAAAAAUCACGUUGAAGGUAAAGGUGAUUAUGAUGAAGAUGAUGAACAAGGAAGUGGAAGUGGAUGUAAUAAAGAAGAGGACAUGAAUUUAAAUUCUAUUGUCGAAAAUGUUACUAAGAGUGUGGGUCUAAUUGAUAGCCAGGAAGGUGUAUCUUUUAGUCAAUUUAUUUGCGAUCAAGUUGUUGAAAGUUUUCUUAAAACUUUGGGUCAAGGUACUAAUGGUUGUUUAAAUCAAAAACUAGUUGAAGAUGAUGUGAAUUUGAAUUUGAAUGGUAUUCAUGAUGGGACUGUAAAUUUGGGUGAGGAUGAUCAUAAGAAUAAAGUAAUUUUAGAUCGUAAUAUUGAUAAAAUUAUUGUAGCAAAGAAGGACAGAGACAGUGAAGAUAUUGAAGAUUGUUCAAAUAAAAAUAAAGAUGGAGAAAAUGUUGAAGAUUUUUCAAAUAAAAACAAUGAUUCAAAUGAGACUCGAUCAUUGAAAAAUGAUAUUGUUCCAAGUUUUAGUCUUGGAUUUAGUCAAGAUUCUGAAGGUUCCAAGAAGUCAUCUUAA
Lactuca saligna is the source of this 1107-nucleotide messenger RNA. NCBI's taxonomy places the organism in Eukaryota, Viridiplantae, Streptophyta, Magnoliopsida, Asterales, Asteraceae. The record is from the annotation of a GenBank genome assembly.